Messenger RNA from Trichomycterus rosablanca, 2804 nucleotides. RefSeq names its product DnaJ (Hsp40) homolog, subfamily C, member 11a (gene dnajc11a). The record is from RefSeq and is a predicted model, not a curated record. Gene Ontology annotation, biological process: cristae formation. The coding region runs from base 10 to 1689 and encodes 559 amino acids. The transcript has 16 exons. Lineage: Eukaryota; Metazoa; Chordata; Actinopteri; Siluriformes; Trichomycteridae.
GUUGUAGACAUGGCGGCGGCCUUGGAGGAGGAUGAAAUCGACAACGAUGAUUAUUACUCGCUGUUAAACGUGCGAAGAGAGGCCACACAAGAAGAGCUCAAAGCAUCGUAUCGCCGUCUUUGCAUGCUCUACCACCCUGAUAAACACAGAGACCCUGAGCUCAAAACACAGGCAGAACAGCUUUUUAACCUUGUACACCAGGCAUAUGAAGUUCUAAGUGAUCCACAAUCCAGAGCUAUCUAUGAUAUUUAUGGAAAAAGAGGGCUCAGCGUGGAAGGAUGGGAGGUAGUGGAGAGGAGAAGAACGCCGGCGGAGAUCCGGGAUGAGUUUGAGCGCCUCCAGAGAGAGAGGGAGGAAAGGAGACUGCAGCAGAGGACCAACCCUAAGGGGACAAUUAGUGUGGGUGUGGAUGCCACAGACCUUUUUGAUCGUUAUGAGGAAGAUUACGAGGAACUCCCUGGUGGGGGCUUUCCCAGCGUUGAGAUUAACAAGAUGCAUAUAUCUCAAUCCAUAGAGGCACCUCUGACAACGUCAGACACGGCUAUACUUUCGGGCUCUCUCUCUACACACAAUGGCAACGGUGGUGGAAAUAUUAGCCUGGCUCUACGACGGGUGACAUCAGCCAAAGGCUGGGGAGAGGUUGAAUUGGGAGCAGGAGACACACACGGACCUCUUUUUGGGUUGAAGAUAUUUCGCAACCUGACACCUCGCUGCUUCAUGACCGCUCAGUGUGCACUACAGUUUUCAUCACGUGGAGUGAGGCCGGGCGUAACCACCAUGCUUGCGCGCCACCUUGACAAGAACACAAUGGGCUACCUACAGUGGCGCUGGGGGGUUCAGUCCUCCAUGAACACCAGCAUUGUCAGAGAUACAAAGAGUAGCCACUUCACAUUUGCUGUACAGCUGGGAAUCCCACACACUUUCAUUAUGAUGAGCUACCAGUACAAAUUUCAAAAUGAUGACCAGACGAAAAUCAAGGGUUCUGUCAAAUCAGGCUUUUUUGGAACAGUGGUUGAGUAUGGUGCUGAGACUAAGAUCAGUCGACAUAGUGUUCUUGGUGCUACUGUCAGUGUUGGAGUUCCACAAGGUGUCACGCUUAAAAUAAAGUUAAACAGAGCAAGCCAGACAUACUUUUUCCCGAUUCACCUGACAGACCAGCUCCUUCCCAGUGCAGUAUUCUAUGCCACAGUCGGACCUCUGGUAUUUUACCUGGCUGUUCAUCGGCUUGUUAUUAAGCCAUACCUACGAGCCCAGAAGGAACAGGAACUGGAAAAACAUCGUGAGAGUGCUGCAUCUGACAUUGCCAAGAAGAAACAGGAGGCAGAGUCUGCUGUUCUGCUGAUGCAGGAGUCUGUGCGCAGAAUAAUUGAAGCAGAGGAGUCUAAAAUGGGACUGAUCAUCCUCAAUGCCUGGUAUGGAAAGUUUGUGACAGACAACAGCAGGAAGCAUGAAAGGGCACGGGUCAUUGAUGUGACUGUACCUCUUCAGUGCCUGGUGAAGGACUCCAAACUCAUUCUCACAGAGGCCUCAAAGGCCGGAUUACCGGGCUUUUAUGACCCAUGUGUGGGUGAGGACAAGAGUCUGAAGGUGUUGUAUCAGUUCAGAGGAGUCAUGCACCAAGUUCUGUCUGGUGACACAGAAGCACUCAGGAUACCUAAACAAUCUCACAGGAUUGAUAAUGACACUUAGGAGCCGUUAUUUACAGGACAGCAUGGACUUACCUAAAGGAGCAAUGGAUGUUAUAGUGACUGAUAUUCCCUGUGGCCUAAACGGCAAUCAAAUGCAUCUAUAGCCUUCAGUUUGUGCAGUUUUAAUUGUUAUGGAAAAAGGGAAUGUUUAAGAAAAACUGAUUUCACUGGAACAAUGCAUGAGUUUGUUUAAUGUCUCUUGGAAAACCUUAUAUCUUAAAUCAAUGCGAAGGAUUUGUUUCUUGAUAUGUAAUUGGGCCUUACUGUUAGAAUAAAUACCACUUUUCAUGUAUACAAUUAUGGGCACUAUACUAACACGUAAAUUAACUGUACUGGAGAAUCUCCAGGAUCCCAGUGUCUCUAUUUAGGCCUUACUUAAAAGAUAAUUACACCUGCUGUAUAGAUAAGACAGCACUCCCUAAAAGUACUUACAGAAUCACACUUUUAGUUCAGCAUUGGCUCUUGAAUUGGAAACAUGCAUACAAGAUAAUCGAAUCUUCACUAAACAGGUGUAUUCUAGAACAGGUGAAUACUUGGAACUGGUAAUAGAUAAGUAAUAUUUGGGCAGGCCUUAAUAAAUAGUUGCCAUUCUAUAAAUCAUUAUUUUGCAACUUUGUGUUAAUAAACUGUUACAUGAAAAUAUAGCACGGGGUUAAUCCACAUGACCCAUUACCUUCAAAUUAAAGUACACUAUAUCAAUUGUUUUAAACUUUAAACUAUGAAAAUCACAGUUUAAUAUUCUCUACAGGUAGUUUCCACCUUCAACUUUAUCCCAGAAAACCUAAAUAAUGCUGGCAUUGAUGAUGAUAAGAAAUGUAAGCUUUCAACAUCUUUCCUUUAAUUUAGUAGAGAAUCUAUAUCUUGAUUCCUAAAAUAUCUUCGUCAGUGUUUCUCCCAUCAUGGUUAUUUAUUCCUUUACAUUAAUUUAUUCAUACGUUUUGCAAUUGAAAGCAGCUGGGACGGAGAACAUAGAUAAACUUAAAUCAAAGUGAAUUUAAUUAAAAGGACUUGAUGAGCAACAUCUCUUUUCUAAAAGUGUUGACAUUAAAGGUGACCAUGUACACACUCUACAUGUGCCAUUGUGGUGAUAAAGGUACAUUAAAACCCAAAUCAAAA